Osmerus eperlanus (European smelt) is the source of this 9021-nucleotide messenger RNA. It is a transcript of the gene pcdh7b, whose product is annotated as protocadherin 7b. NCBI's taxonomy places the organism in Eukaryota, Metazoa, Chordata, Actinopteri, Osmeriformes, Osmeridae. The transcript is spliced from 3 exons. Gene Ontology annotation, biological process: homophilic cell-cell adhesion. Gene Ontology annotation, cellular component: plasma membrane. Gene Ontology annotation, molecular function: calcium ion binding. The record is from RefSeq and is a predicted model, not a curated record. The coding region runs from base 931 to 4719 and encodes 1262 amino acids.
CACAGUGCCGCAGAUAGGGGCUGCAAACGCACGCAGCGCUUAUGCAGGUGAGGUGCCGACUGGCAAGUAGACUAAGAAUGUGGGACAGAAUAAGGAAUUCAUCGUUGAAAUUGUACUAAUUAUUCUCAAUACCUUCAUCGGAAUUACAAUUUUCUGUGUUCCUCUCUUUUUUCCUGAUCUCCGCAGUAACAUUCUUUUUUUUUUUUUGGCCAGGGAGUUUUUCCUCAUUGCCUGCAAGUGAGCGAACUAUCACACAUUAAAGAGACUUGAGAAAUCAGAGCGCACGGAUGCUUGGAUAGUCUACAGGGCAGAUCAUAUUCUGCUUAUUCGCAUCUUCAAGGUAAGAGGACGGGCAGCUCCAUACAGUAGGCUCCUGUGUCUUCAAGAGUUCGGAAUCUGUGCGGGCAGUCUCAUCACUCUUAUUCUGUAUUUGGAAAUAUCUUUGGACGGAGUCAUCUUGGAUAGCCCACCGAAAAAGGAAGGAUUCUUUAUUUGAAUUGCAAUUCCAGGAUACGUUUUCAAACUGAAAUUGACUGAUUUAAAUUUGAAGUGAAUUGACAAAACUGUUUGGACAUUUGCAUGAUCAUGUCAUAAUGCUUUCAUGACAGAGGCUACAACAGUAGCGCACGGACUGUUGCAUUUGUGCUUUUCACGGAAUGUGUCUUUAUUAAAAUAAGAAAAGAACAAAAUAUUGAAUACAAACGCAAAAAAGCAGAGAGAAUAGCCCGCGCACUUGCUGUUCACUGCAGUUGAGGCAGAGUGGGAGGGCGUCCGGAGAAUGAAGUCUCACGCAUCCUGAAACGGAGGACUUAAAACCUAACCGAAAACGAACAUUGUUUAACAGAUAAAAAUAUAGGCUACUCAGCUAAGAACUCGUAUACAAAUUCGAUUUCAGGCUUCAUAAUCAAGUAAAUUCAUUCAGGUGGAACAAUGAGGACUACUGGCGCAGUGGACUAUCUAUGCUACUGUAUUAUCAUCCUGCAGCUGCUGAAUCAGCCCGCUGCUAAGCAAGUGCUCCGAUAUCGCUUGGCUGAGGAGGGACCCGCCGAUGUCAGGGUAGGAAACGUAGCAGCAGACCUCAAAAUUGUUGCCGGGUCCGGUGAGGUUACAUUUACGCUCGAGUCCGGCUCAGAUUUUUUCAAAAUAGAUAACAUUACAGGCGAGCUGACCACCAAUGAACGACGGAUAGACCGUGAAAAAUUACAACAGUGCCAAAUGAUAUUUGAUGAAAAUGAAUGUUUCAUCGAUUUUGAAGUGUCCGUUAUUGGACCGGCGCAGAGCUGGGUCGAUCUUUUUGAAGGAAAAGUAAUCAUUUUAGACAUAAAUGACAACACCCCAUCAUUCCCCUCACCUGUUCUGACUUUGUCUGUGGAAGAGAACAGACCUAUUGGCACCCUUUAUCUAUUGCCCCCGGCCACAGACAGAGAUUUUGGCAGAAAUGGCAUCGAGAGAUAUGAGCUUAUUCAGGAUGGGGAGAGCUCGAGGCGGCUGGGCUCGAGCUCCGGGGGACGCGCGGACAACGGAGAUUCUUUCUCAGGCAAGAGGAGAUUUGACGAGGGGGCAAGCAGAAGUAGUGUGUUUGAACUGCAAGUUGCUGAUACGACGGACGGCGAAAAGCAGCCCCAGCUCAUCAUUAAGGGGGCACUGGACAGGGAGCAGAGGGACUCUUAUGAGCUCACGUUGCGCGUCAGGGAUGGGGGUGAUCCCGCACGCUCCUCUCAGGCCAUUCUCAGGGUGAUGAUCACCGACGUGAAUGACAAUAGCCCGCGCUUCGAGAAGAGCGUGUACGAGGCCGACCUACCCGAGAACAGCUCCCCUGGUGCCCCCAUCCUGCAGCUGAAAGCCUUUGACGCCGACGUGGGGGUGAACGGUCAGAUUGAGUAUGUUUUCGGGGCAGCCACGGAGUCAGUGAGGAGGUUACUGAGGCUGGACGAGAGCACGGGCUGGCUGAGCGUGCUGCACCGCAUAGACCGCGAAGAGGUCAGCCAGCUGAGGUUCACCGUCAUGGCCCGGGACCGCGGCCAACCGCCUACAAAGGACAAGGCCACGGUGAUCCUCAACAUCAAGGAUGAGAACGACAACGUGCCCGCCAUCGAGAUCCGCAAAAUCGGACGCAUCUUCCUCAAAGACGGGGUCGCCAACGUGGCCGAGGAUGUGGUGGUGGACACCCCCAUAGCCUUGGUCCAGGUGUCUGACCGUGACCAGGGCGAGAAUGGCAUCGUCACCUGCACCGUGGUGGGGGACGUCCCCUUCCAGCUCAAACCGGCCAGUGAGAUGGAGGGGGAGCAGAACAAAAAGAAAUACUUCCUCCAUACCUCGGCCCCGCUGGACUACGAGGCCAUACAGGAGUACAAUGUUGUCAUUGUUGCUGUGGACUCGGGAAGCCCUAGCUUAGCGAGCAACAACUCACUCAUCGUCAAGGUGGGGGACACCAACGACAACCCGCCUGUGUUCAGCCAGAGCGUUGUGGAGGUGGUCUUCCCUGAAAACAAUGCCCCUGGUGAGAGGGUGAUGACCUUGUCGGCCAUGGAUGCAGACAGUGGCAAAAAUGCGGAAAUCGCCUAUUCUCUGGACCCAUCCGUGAAUGGAAUUUUCUCGAUCGAUGAAGACACGGGGGACCUCAGAGUCCAUAUGAUUUUGGACCGUGAGCAGGCCGACAGGCACGAGUUCAAAGUGAUAGCCAAAGACAAGGGCAUGCCCAUUCUGCAGGGCUCCGCCACGGUGGUCGUCCUCGUGUCCGACAAGAACGACAACGAGCCUAAGUUCAUGCAGGACGUCUUCACCUUUUACAUCCGGGAAAACCUGCAGCCCAACAGCCCCGUUGGCAUGGUGACCGUCGUGGACGCCGACAAGGGGCAAAACGCCCAAAUGAGCCUGUUCGUCGAGGAGGAGGAGGAUAUCUUCUCCAUCGAGAAUGACACAGGGACGAUCUUCUCCACCAUGUCCUUUGACCGCGAGCUGAAGACCGCCUACACUUUUCGCGUGAAGGCGGUGGAUGGCGGAGACCCGCCCAGGUCGGCCACGGCGACGGUCUCUCUCUUUGUCAUGGAUGAGAACGACAACCCCCCGACGGUUACCUUCCCCAUCAACAGCUCUUACACCCUCCUCCCCCCGUCCAGCAAUGUCAGGACCGUGGUGCGAACCGUCAUGGCCACCGACACGGACACGGGGAUCAAUGCCGACCUGAGCUACAGCAUCGUCGGUGGCAACCCGUUCAAGCUGUUUGAGAUCGACGGCGGCAGCGGGGUCAUCUCCUUAGUGGGCAAGCUGGAGCAGAAACACUACGGCCUGCACAGGCUGGUGGUCCAGGUGAACGACAGCGGCCAACCUUCCCAGAGCACCACCACCCUGGUCCACGUCUACGUCAACGAGACCCUGUCCAACUCCAGCGUGGUCGAGGCCCAGGUGGCCAAGAGCUUGGGUACCCCCCUCAACACCAACAUCGCCGGCGACCCCAACUACGACCUGGGCAAACAGAGGCUGAGCAUCGUCAUCGGGGUGGUGUCGGGCAUCAUGACGGUCAUCCUCAUCAUCCUCAUCGUGGUCAUGGCCCGUUACUGCCGCCCCAAGAACAAGAACGGUUACGAGGCGGGCAAGAAGGACCACGAGGACUUCUUCACGCCCCAGCAGCACGACAAGAGCAAGAAGCCCAAGAAGGACAAGAAGAACAAGAAGUCCAAGCAGCCGCUGUACAGCAGCAUCGUGACCGUGGAGGCGUCCAAACCCAAUGGCCAACGCUACGACGGCGUCAAUGAGAAGCUGUCGGACAGCCCCGGGAUGGGACGCUACCGCUCCGUGAACGGAGGGCCCGGAAGCCCGGAUCUGGCCCGGCACUACAAGUCCAGCUCGCCUCUCCCCACCGUCCAGCUUCAUCCACAGUCUCCGACGGCCGGGAAAAAGCACCAGGCGGUACAGGAUCUGCCCCCUGCGAACACAUUCGUUGGGACCGGAGAUAACAUUUCCCUUGGAUCUGACCACUGCUCUGAAUACAGCAGUCAAACCAUCAACAAGUACAACAAACAGCCGUUCCGCAGAGUGACCUUCUCGGUGGUGAGCCAGCCCCAGGACCCGCACCAGGGAUCGCUGCAGAGCUGCUACGACAGCGGGCUGGAGGAGUCGGAGACGCCCAGCAGCAAGAGCUCGUCCGGCCCCAGGCUGGGGGCCCUGCCCCUGCCCGAGGACAGCUACGAGAGGACCACGCCGGAUGGCAGUGUCGGUGAGGCAGAGCAUAUGGAAAAUGACACCCGGCCCUUGCCCGACGUAGCCAUGACGGGCAAGUGCACCCGGGAAUGCGACGAGUACGGCCACUCCGACUCCUGCUGGAUGCCUGUUCGCACGUCGCCCGAACGGCGGCCUAAGACCACCCCCCAACAACCAAAGCUUUCCACCUUCAUGAGCGCCAGCGGCAGCGGCGGCGGCGGCGGCAGUAGUAGCGGCGAGCAGUCUGGCAACCCGGAGAGCCUCGCCAUGACGGCCAUGGCCAACGGGGUAGACCCCUCCUCGGCUCGCGUGCUGGGCGACCGCAACCGCAACCUGCUCAGCACGAAGAUGGCCUCCUCCUCUUCCUCCUACGAGGCCUUCGGCUCGCCCAGCUACGGGGCGCCCGGGGCCGGGGAGGACGCAGUGGGACACCCCAUCGAGGAGAUCCCCCUAGCGCCCACCGGGGAGUACAAGCCCACGUCCUGCGGAACGCUAACCCGCCGGGAGGUCUACCUGUGAGCCAGAACGUGGUGGACGAGCCCCCCUUCCCCCUCCUUACCUCCACAGGGUCACAUCCCACAUAGUUCUCAACAGCCAGAACAACUAUUGUAGCUGGCCACGAUGAUAACAAUCUCCACGAAACGUUUCCCUACCCUGGCUAAGCUAGGGAGGAUGAAAACCAACGCCAUGCUAAAAGCGAAGUGGAUAUAAAAACAAAAUUCCUUUUUUAUAGCACCUCAUUUUUCUGGUCCAGACCUGUGACUCAGAGGAGGAAGAGGAGGAAGAGGAGGAAGAGGAGGAAGAGGCGGGGGCUGUAGAGACUCGGAGCAAGACAUCGGGUACUGCUGCUGGCGAGCCGGGCCGUCCGGAACAUUUCUGCUGCCUGGUGACCACAAUCUGUACAAUGAGCUACUCAUUUCCAUAAACAUGCAUGCAUUACCUUCCCGAUCAUCCCCAACUCCCCCUAAUGACUGUCCUGUACAAAAGAGGACCUUUCCUAUUUCAGUUUUUCUUUUUAAUGUGUUUUCUUUUUGUUCUUUUUUUAUCUAUACCUGCGGACUACUUUGAUUGACACACUGAACAGUGUGAUGAGCGAUACAUUGAUACAGUGAUACAUUUUGCGAGCGAAGCGGGCCACUAUUCCCUUGGUGCACGUGCCACAUAGACACGUGUGUGCCACAGCUCAUCAAGGUCUCUAUGCUAAACACUCAACAAGGAUCGUUUCUAAACUGCUUGUGACGAAAGUAUUUGUCCUCGCAUUCAAAGAGACCUGUAAGACAACCAAACUUAAGACUUGCUAAUGAUACCAUAACAUGGAUUUCCAGUCAAGUUGGGUUGAGACGAAGCUUUAAGAUUCUAUCCUGUGGAUGAGACUGAGACUGUCUAAAUCACCUCAUUCAGGAAGUACAUGCUCAACAAAAGGGGCCCGAGGAGGAGCCUUUAUGAUUGGCUCUGAGAAAAUCACAUGGGUCCAACAUUAUUCCAAAUUAACCAGUUUGUGUAUACUCUCUUUGCUUCUCUCAUGAACAUUGAAACUCAUUGUAUAUAAAGCAUAUAAACCAGACCUGUGCUUUAAGCUCACAUUCCCUUUGUCUCUUUCUCUCUCUCUCUAUCUCUCUCUCUCUCUCUCUCUCUCUCUCUCUCUCUCUCUCUCUCUCUCUCUCUCUCUCUCUCUCUGUCUCUCUUUGUCUCUCUUUCUCUGUCUCUCUUUGUCUCUCUCUUUCUCUUUGGAUGCUAGGAGAGUGGACGUUAACCCCACCUCCCAAUUACAAAUGCAAAUUAUUUGACCUCUAUUACUGGUUCCAGUCUGCUUGUAGAUUGCAUAUGUGUGUAAAUGGUUGUGUGUAUUUCUAUAGCACAUGUUUCACACUCAAAGUGCCCUUUUGGACGCGGGCUAAAAUGCUGACCAGGGUUUCUGUUUCACACGAAUGCACAUGCCGACACAAAACACAACAUACACAACAGGGUUUUGGUGUUAUGGAAGUGUUGAGUUUGGAAACACAACAAUCGUAAAUCUAAGAAUUUGGAACUUCUAUUGUAAUACUGUGUGAGUACAUUUGGACAUAGGAAUACUUAUCUGGCCUAGCAUAACUUUGAUGUGGCGAUUUUGACAGUCAAUCACAAUAUUUGUUUGAGUGUGUGCUAGACUGAGCAAUAAAUACCAUAUUGUACACAACAUUGACACAAACAGCCUAUUCUCCGUCACACAUUGGCAAGCCUACAAACACAAAGGGUGACUCCAACCAAUCUUUGCACGUCUAUUUCUGGAUACCGCACAUGCUACCGUAGCAAAUGUUACAUUUCAUGUCAGCACAGACAUAUUUGAGCCAGAAUGUGUGAAUCAGUGGAGAACAAUCACAACAACGCUGAUGUGCAGUUACCACGCGCUGCGGGCCAGCACCUAUUUGGGAAAAAGUCUUAACAAGUUGGUAUAAUUAGAAAACCAAAGCAUAGGUAAACGCCGACGAGCUUUGAGAUAUGAUCCCCCUGUAGAGAGAGAAAAAGAAACACCACAGAGAAGAAAAAAAAAUUUUUUGGUAGUGUGUUUGCUUUUAAUGCAUAUACACAACAUAUACAUGUACAGUAUAGAGAGACUUUAGGCUGAGUGUAUGUGUAAGGAUGUUGCGUGUAGACAAACAUCCAUAUAAUUUGGAACUGACGCUUACGACCGUGACAACACACAAAAUGAACACACAUAGAGUAGUACGAGACUUUGCGCCGCCUUACUCCCUGUGUGCUGUUGUUUCAUUCAAAAGUGAAGAGAUACGAUGUCCUGUCAGCUAAAGAAUAUCCAAUGCAAUGGAACCCUUUUGUAUGUUAACUAACCCUUCAGUUUGAAUGGACUACUUUUUUUUGCAGUCUGCCAAUCUGUAGUCUGUAAGUACUUGUUGUUUGAAAGAAGUGCUCCUAUGCUUAUAAACUGUAUACAUAAAUAUGUACUUUUUAUUGCACGUUUAAAGGGAAUUUACUUCACUUACUGAGAAAAUGUACAAAAAAAUGUAUCCCUGUGAUCAUAGAGGUUCAUCUUGUUGCUUGCUUUUGUUAUACCUAAACAAACAUUGGCCAUGUAGUAUGACUUAGGAUAUCAGUUGGAGGCUAAUAAAAUGUACCUUUAUUUAGCAUUAAGCAUUAUUUUCCAUCUUCACUUUUCUUUAAUCAGCUGUUAUCUAUUCAUAAUUGUAUUUUUUUCAAACUCACUCCACUGAGCAAAAUAUCUAAAAUGAAACCAUAGAGCAACAUACGUACACUGUAGGCUACGAGAAACUUAUGGAACACAGUGAAACCAUUUGGAAAUUUUAAUUGGCAAGGCUAUUCUUGGUUACAUUUGGACUGUUUAUAUAUAUAUAUAUAUAUAUAGUAUAUAUUUCCAGCAAUGGUCAUAAAAUUGGAAAUUAUCAUGAAUAAGUACAUAGUAAUUUUUUUCUUUACUUUUUUCUCUUCUAGUGCCACUUUGUAUAUUUAGUGCUUCUGUAAAAAAAAAAGAAAAAGAAAAGAAAAACUAAAACAUAACAACAAACAUACAAAAAAAAAGAGUGAAUGCAAAAUAUGCAAUUGUGCCUUUUUAUACCUAUUGGUAUGGUAAUUGUUGGUUCGGAAUGGAGCAAAAACCACAUUAUGCUGACAUGCUUUCAAAAAGUAGUUUGGAUGAAGUUGAAGUACAAGUGAAAUACAUCCUGUGGAUUAACGUAUCAUGAUAAAGUCCAACGAUGUUCAAGCAUCUUGCUAUAAGACCAGUUAAAUGCCAGUAAGCGUAAGAGUACCCCUUGAAUCUAUUCAAGAGUUUCAAUGGGAUAACGACUCGUGCAUAACCAGUUUAAUGUGGUUGUACAACCAAAUUACUAUGUUUGUAGCUGCUUUUAAAUAGUAACAAAUAUAAUGUAGUAGGAUAUGAUUAUCCUAUUGGUAUCAAAUCCAACUGCAGCAUGUUGUCGAUGUGCUUCAUCUGAAGAUACUGAAGAUCAUGUCUGUGUGUGAUACACUCUUCAGGGCUCUUCUAGGGAGUGGGGGGGAAAGAGCUUGAAGACAUUUUACUGCACUGAUGGAAGGUAGCUUCGAGAUGCUAAACAGGAGAAAUGAAAAUAGCCAAAAGGCAGAGAUUCUGACGGAAUACACACCUCAGGGUGGCCCAACAGACACACUUUAUGUAAUACACAUUUCUGUCAAAUGUAUUACACACAAAGUAUAGACAUGGACCAACAGGUUUGACUGCUUUGACAUUGCAGCAGUGGUCAGGACUGUGUAAAAUCCUGUGUUCACCGAGACAAAUUAAAAAUAGUUUGCAAGGUUUGAGAAAGGUGAUUGAUAGAAAGAGAGGCAAAUGUUUUAUUCAACAUAUUCAGUACUUUUGCUCACUUUUGAAUGUAUAUUGUUAUUGGUAUGGUACUGAUAGUCAGAAGUACAAGGGGGGUGUAACUGACUAAAUCAACUGCUUUCCUAGCGCAGCUUAACUGAGUUAGAAGUCAUAAAGGAAGUGUAUAGCAGUGUAUGCCAUCCAUACUAUCCCUGGGGUGUGUUUUCAGUCAGAUCUCUUCCAUAGUCAAUGAGCGUUCUCAGUCUGUGAUGAGAUUUGUAAUAUUAACCAUAAAUCAUUUGUCCUGCAACUUGGAUGUUGAUAUAGAAUUGAGGAAACAGUUUAUCAUUGUUUAUUAUGAGUCACUAUGCACGCAGCUUAGCUGAACAUGGCAAAAUGUAUUGAACGCAAGUCCACUUCUAUUUAUGAACUAUUUUACAUAAUUUAAUUUGCUUUUGUACAGGUUUCUGUAAAUAAAUUGCUUGUCAUUUUUGUCUCUGCAGAAAUUAAAAUAUAACAUGGUAAAAUGA